Molecule: messenger RNA, 1833 nt
Organism: Nannizzia gypsea CBS 118893
Lineage: Eukaryota; Fungi; Ascomycota; Eurotiomycetes; Onygenales; Arthrodermataceae
Product: carnitine O-acetyltransferase
Exons: 3
Coding region: 1-1833 (610 amino acids)
Biological process (GO): carnitine metabolic process
Cellular component (GO): mitochondrion; peroxisome
Molecular function (GO): carnitine O-acetyltransferase activity
Source: RefSeq, a predicted model, not a curated record
AUGGCACCUCGACGUGCUGCCUCCUCCGUACCAGCAGGGUACAAGGAGGACCUGUCAAAGGGAAAGAUGCUUCGUUUUGAAGACUCGCUGCCGAGGCUGCCUGUCCCUACGCUAGAGGAGACUGGACGGCGGUAUCUCAAGUCAGUACACCCGCUGCUCUCCGCCGAGGAGUACAAGAAGACAGAGAAGGCAGUGUCAGACUUCAUCAAGCCCGGUGGUGAAGGUGAAGUCCUGCAGAAGCGCCUGAUUGCUCGAAGCGAGGACCCCAAGACCGACAACUGGCUGUCUGAGUGGUGGAAUCAGAGUGCCUACCUGGCCUACCGUGACCCCGUUGUGCCAUACGUCAGCUACUUCUACUCGUACCGAGACGACAGACAACGACGGGACCCUGCUAAGCGGGCUGCUGCCAUCACCAGCUCUGUUCUUGAGUUCAAGAGGCAGGUCGAUGAUGGAUCCCUUGAGCCAGAGUACCUCCGCAAGGAGCCCAUGGCCAUGAGCUCGUACCAGUACAUGUUCAAUUGCUGCCGUAUCCCCGCUGAUGGCGAAGACUACGCUCAGCAGUACCCGGCUAAGGGCAACGAGCAUAUCAUCGUCAUGCGCAAGAACCAGAUGUUCAAGGUUCCCACCAUGAUCAAUGGCCAGCAGCUCAACACCUCCGAGUUCCAGAAACAGUUCGAAACCAUCAUCAAGAAGGCCGAGCGAGUUCCCGCCGUGGGAGCCCUGACUUCUGCCAACCGUGACUUCUGGACUGCCGCCCGCAAGAAGCUCCUGGCCGCCAGCCCUGCCAACGAAGACGCCCUGAAGACUAUCGAGAGCGCCUCGUUCUUCGUCUGCCUCGAUGAUGCAUCUCCCGUCACCCUCGAGGAGCGUGCCCACGUCUACUGGCACGGAGACGGCGCCAACCGCUGGUACGACAAGCCGCUCAACUUCGUCAUCAAUGAGAAUGGCACAGCCGGAUUCAUCGGCGAACACUCCAUGAUGGACGGCACCCCUACCCACCGUCUCAAUGACUACGUCAACCAGCUCAUCUUCAGCAACGGCCUCGACUACUCUAACCCAUCUAUCCGCUCUAACCUUCCCGAACCCCAGCCUCUCAACUUCGAGCUCAACCCUACUAUCCUCGAGGACAUCUCCACAGCCACCAAGGACUUCGAAGCCCUCAUCAACAAGCAUGAGCUCCGUGUCCAGGCCUUCCAGGCCUACGGAAAGGGCCUCAUCAAGAAAUUCAAGUGCAGCCCAGAUGCCUACGUCCAGAUGCUCAUUCAGCUCGCCUAUUUCAAGAUGUACGGCAAGAACAGACCUACCUAUGAAUCCGCCUCGACUCGCAAGUACAAGCUCGGCCGUACCGAAACCACUCGUUCCGUAUCGGACGACAGCGUAGCCUUCUGCAAAGCCCAGGCUGACCCAUCCGUGUCGAGAGAGGAGCUUGUUAAGCUGUUCCGCGCCGCUGUUGCAGCUCACUCCAAGUACACUGCUGAAGCCAGUAUUGGAAAGGGGGUCGACAGACAUCUCUUCGGAUUGAAGAAGCUGAUUCGUGACGGCGAGGAGGUUCCUUCGCUCUUCAAGGACCCUACAUACGCUUACAGCGGAUCCUGGUUCCUGAGUACUAGCCAGCUUAGCUCUGAAUACUUCAACGGAUACGGAUGGAGCCAGGUUAUCGAUGAAGGAUUCGGAAUCGCAUACAUGAUUAAUGAGAACAGCCUCCAAUUUAACAUCGUCUGCAAGAAGAUAGGCGCAGAGAGAAUGAGCUUCUACCUCAACGAAGCUGCCUGCGAGGUCCGAGACAUGCUGAUGCCCGAUCUCCUUAAGGAGAGCGAGAAGGCCAAGCUGUAG